AGUCAAAAAACGAGAGAAAUCAUACAUAGUCACUUUUGUGACUGUAUUGGGUCAUUUUUUGAAUGAUUAUAACCAAUAAGCACAAUUUGUUGGGCAUUGCUUUCGGAUGAAAUGCACGUAAAAGUGUGUUGACUAUAACCAAAAAUAGUGGGUUUUAUUGCCAAUUUCAUAAAAAGUUAACCUAUUUAGAACUUUUAAAAGGAAAAAUCUUUCGAUGUCACUCAAACAUUUUGUUCCAAUUUUUUUCAUUGAGAAAAAUCCAAAGAAACGCAAUUUCGAUCAAAUUCGUCAGUGACUUGUGAAUAAUUGAAAAAUUCAUGUUUCAAAUGCUUUUUAUAAAAAAAAUUAUUUGAAAAUCUAUAAUUUUUCAUCAUAAAUUUGUCAGAAAUUGAAAUGUUGUUCAAAUGAGCGGCUACAAGAAGUACUAUUUUAAGUGAAAUACUUAGAAUUGCUGUAUCGAAUGGAAAACAACAUUAAAGUAACGCUUAAAGUACGGCUAUACACGGUAGCUAUGUAGAAGUGUUUGACAGCGACAACUUCACGCACAAACAUUUUACCGCCAAAACGAGCAACUGAUGAUGUUUUAGUUUCACCAAAAUUCUAAACGCGAUCAGCAGCUGGCUUCAUCACACACUCAACCACGAACAAAACUUUAAUAAACAAAUUGCAUUUUUGACUAAAACAAACAACAUUGCCGGAACCAUUUACAACGAUACCUUAUUUAAAAACUGAAUACAAAUAUUUCUGACUAGAAAAAAAGAAGUGAAAAUGGCACGCCGUGAUUAUGCUCAAGACAGAGAGGCCAUAAAGGCAUUUCUGACAGAAUUCUGUGAGUCGAACGAGAGUGGCGCCAAGUUCUUCAAGUAUGCCAGCCAACUGGUAAACAUUGCACAUCGCGAACAAGUUGAAAUCAACAUUGAACUCGAUGAUUUGCACGAGUUCAACGAGUCGCUCGUUGAGGCUAUCAUGCAAAAUACGCGACGCUAUUCGAAUCUAUUUUCCGAAGUUAUUUUGGAAUUGUUGCCACAGUACAAGGAACGAAAUGUCGUUGCCAAGGAUUCGUUGGAUGUGUACAUUGAGCAUCGAAUGUUGAUGGAAUCACGUUUGAGAACCAACAACGACGUUAGAGACCCGAAAAACCGUUUCCCACCAGAGCUCAUGAAACGAUUUGAAGUGACAUUCAAAGCACCAAGUUUAGAUAAGCCGUUAUCGAUUCGUGAAGUCAAGGCCGAUAGUAUUGGUAAAUUGGUGUCGGUGCGUGGUAUUGUGACGCGUUGCACUGAAGUCAAACCAAUGAUGGUGGUUGCCACUUAUACAUGCGAUCGAUGUGGUGCUGAAACGUAUCAACCAGUUAAUUCGUUGUCAUUCAUGCCGGUCGCUGAUUGUCCAUCAGAAGAUUGCCGGGUCAACAAAUCGGGCGGUCGAUUGUAUUUGCAGACGCGUGGCUCGAAAUUCGUCAAGUUCCAAGAGAUUAAAAUUCAAGAGCACAGCGAUCAAGUGCCAAUCGGUCACAUUCCACGUUCGGUGACUAUUAUGUGCCGUGGUGAGGUCACUCGUCAUGCACAACCAGGCGAUCAUGUCAUCGUAACUGGCAUAUUCCUGCCAUUGAUGCGCACCGGUUUCAAACAAAUGGUCUCCGGAUUGCUCAGUGAAACAUUCAUUGAAGCUCAUAAAAUUUCAUGCCUGAACCAAUCCGAUGAUGCCGAUCAAAAUGCUGAGCUCACCACUGAAGAAUUGAAUGAAUUGGCUCAGGAUGAUUUCUAUGCACGUUUGGCCAGCAGCAUUGCACCCGAAAUUUUCGGACAUUUGGAUGUGAAAAAGGCGUUGCUUUUGCUAUUGGUUGGUGGUGUCGACAAACGUCCCGAUGGUAUGAAAAUCCGUGGUAACAUCAACAUUUGUUUGAUGGGCGAUCCUGGUGUGGCCAAGUCACAAUUGUUGGGCUACAUCAAUCGGUUGGCUGUUCGAAGCCAAUAUACAACGGGCCGUGGUUCAUCGGGUGUUGGUUUGACUGCUGCCGUCAUGAAAGAUCCAUUGACCAACGAAAUGGUUUUGGAAGGUGGUGCACUCGUUUUGGCCGAUCAGGGUGUUUGCUGCAUUGACGAAUUCGAUAAGAUGGCCGAAGGUGAUCGUACCGCUAUUCACGAAGUUAUGGAACAACAAACUAUAUCAAUCGCUAAGGCGGGUAUUAUGACAACGUUGAAUGCUCGUGUAUCCAUUUUGGCCGCUGCCAAUCCGGCAUACGGAAAGUACAACGCGAAACGUUCAAUUGAACAAAACAUUCAACUGCCAGCCGCUUUGCUGUCCCGUUUCGAUUUGUUGUGGUUGAUUCAGGACAAAGCCGAGCGUGACAAUGAUUUACGUUUGGCCAAACACAUUGCCUACGUACACACCCAUUUAAAACAGCCACCAACCAUUUCCAAGCCACUCGACAUGAGUUUGAUGCGCCGUUAUAUUGCACUGUGCAAACGCAAGGAACCAACUAUUUCGGCCGAUUUAUCGGAUUACAUUGUUGGCGCCUACGUUGAUCUGCGCCGCGAAGCUCGCAACAACAAAGACACCACAUUCACAUCGGCGCGUAAUUUGUUGGGUAUCGUUCGUUUGUCGACGGCACUGGCUCGUUUGCGUUUAUCUGAUAUUGUCGACAAAGAUGAUGUGGUCGAAGCUCUGCGUUUAUUGGAAAUGUCAAAGGCUUCUUUGACACAAACUGGCGACCGACCAACAAACAUUCAUUCAUCAGCCGACAAAAUCUACAAUUUGAUCAAGGAAGCCAUCAAACAAUCGGGCGCCUCAAUAAAAAUCUCCGAAAUUAUGGACCGUUGCACAACGAAAGGAUUCAAACCAGACGAAGUGGACAAAUGCAUCGACGAUUACGAACAGUUGAACGUGUGGCAAGUCAACCAGGCUCGCACUCACGUUACACUCGUUGCUUAAUUUUCUGACGUUAUUUCUUAUAUUCGCGUUUUCUUUUCUUUUUCUUUAAAUUCAUGCAAUUCACUUCAUUCAGAUUUCAUUUACAUGUGUGGUUUUUUUUAUUGUCAUGUCAUUUCAUUUUUUUUCGAAGACAAAUAAAGUAAUUCUGUUAUAUUCAUAACGAGGAGAAAUAA
This is a messenger RNA of Sitodiplosis mosellana (orange wheat blossom midge), 3104 nucleotides long. RefSeq names its product DNA replication licensing factor Mcm7 (gene Mcm7). NCBI's taxonomy places the organism in Eukaryota, Metazoa, Arthropoda, Insecta, Diptera, Cecidomyiidae. Gene Ontology annotation, molecular function: single-stranded DNA binding; ATP hydrolysis activity; single-stranded DNA helicase activity. Bases 769 to 2931 code for a protein of 720 amino acids. Gene Ontology annotation, biological process: DNA strand elongation involved in DNA replication; DNA replication initiation; DNA replication. The record is from RefSeq and is a predicted model, not a curated record. The transcript has 7 exons. Gene Ontology annotation, cellular component: MCM complex; nucleus.